AUGAGUUUCAUUCAAGGAGCCACGCGAUCGGCCUCCCGGUCCUUUAAAGCCGCCGUGGGGCAACAGCGAUAUCAAGCUGUUCCGAUCCCGGUCCAAUCAGCUCGGUAUUACUCUCCCACGAAACACAGGACACUGAACCACCCUCGAGCACUGCGGUCAGCUGCCACAGAGUCACUCGUUGCAUCGCCCAGGGACUCAUCCAACCCGGCACUUUCAUUCCCCUGUUUGGACGCACAAGAAGCCAAAUCCGCCGCUCUCUCGGCAAGAUCCCUCCGAUCGGGGCCCGAGCCUUCGUACACUACUGGCAGCCAUGAACGGUUUCAUUGCGAAGACUCUCUGUUAUUGGACUGGGGUGGGUUGCUUCCAGAAUUCGAUAUUGCAUACGAAACAUGGGGCCAGUUGAAUGCGGACAAGAGCAAUGUGAUUCUCUUGCACACGGGUCUGUCGGCCUCGAGUCACGCACAUAGCACCGAGGCCAAUCCGAAGCCAGGCUGGUGGGAAAAGUUCAUCGGACCCGGGAAGCCAUUGAACACGGAGAAAUACUUUGUGUUAUGUACCAAUGUCAUUGGAGGAUGCUACGGAAGCACAGGACCUUCAUCGAUCGACCCGUCCGACGGAAAGAAAUAUGCCACAAGGUUUCCUAUCUUAACACUUGAUGAUAUGGUGCGGGCGCAGUUCCGGUUACUAGAUCACCUUGGAGUUCAGAAGCUCCAUGCGUCCGUUGGCUCGAGUAUGGGUGGCAUGCAGAGUCUGGCCGCCGGUGUCCUGUUUCCUGAGCGGGUUGGUAAGAUUGUUAGCAUCAGUGGAUGCGCACGAAGCCACCCAUACAGUAUCGCGAUGCGACACACCCAACGACAAGUUUUGAUGAUGGACCCGAACUGGGCUCGGGGGUUUUAUUACGACUCGGUUCCUCCUCACUCGGGUAUGAAACUUGCGCGAGAGAUUGCGACUGUCACCUACCGAAGUGGUCCGGAAUGGGAGAAGCGCUUUGGACGGAAACGUGCAGACCCCAGCAAGCAGCCAGCGCUGUGCCCGGAUUUCCUGAUCGAAACCUACCUCGACCACGCAGGGGAGAAGUUCUGCCUGGAGUAUGACCCCAAUAGUCUACUUUAUAUUUCAAAGGCCAUGGACUUGUUUGAUCUCGGCCUGUCUCAUCAAACGGCCACUAAAAAGCAGAGGGCUGAGAACCAGACGAAAAUCGCUAGCGAAGGCAAUAAGGACUAUAACGAUAGUGCCUGCAGCCUCACCCUUCCCGAAAAGCCCUACGAAGAGCAACCAUCCGAAGCUGCGUCCGCCCCUAUGGACUCAACCGUCGCCGAAAAGGAUUCUGCACCCCAGUCACCUCCGCAGGACCUUGUUGCCGGACUUGCACCACUUAAGGACCACCCGAUCCUGGUGAUCGGAGUGGCUAGUGACAUUUUGUUCCCGGCAUGGCAGCAGCGUGAGAUUGCGGAAACCCUCGUAGCCGUGGGGAACGAUAACGUUCAACAUAUUGAACUGGGCGAGGAAUUGUCGCUCUUUGGACAUGACACAUUCUUGCUGGAUCUAAAAAAUAUUGGAGGCGCCGUAGAGAAGUUCCUCAGCUAA
Aspergillus ochraceoroseus IBT 24754 is the source of this 1587-nucleotide messenger RNA. Its product is annotated as homoserine O-acetyltransferase family protein. The record is from RefSeq and is a predicted model, not a curated record. The transcript has a single exon. Gene Ontology annotation, biological process: L-homoserine metabolic process. NCBI's taxonomy places the organism in Eukaryota, Fungi, Ascomycota, Eurotiomycetes, Eurotiales, Aspergillaceae. The coding region runs from base 1 to 1587 and encodes 528 amino acids. Gene Ontology annotation, molecular function: L-serine O-acetyltransferase activity; homoserine O-acetyltransferase activity.